Molecule: messenger RNA, 820 nt
Organism: Staurois parvus
Lineage: Eukaryota; Metazoa; Chordata; Amphibia; Anura; Ranidae
Source: the annotation of a GenBank genome assembly
CGACUUCUCCAGCAGAAGACUACCCAGAAUAUAGACCUGUUCAUCGGAAGUACUGAACAUGACGGCCUGAUCAGCAGGGCCAAGGCUAUUAAGAGAUUUGAAGAAAGCCAAGGCAGAGGAGACAGCAAGAUGUCUUUCUACCAGGCUCUGCAGAACUCUUUAGGUGGAGAAGAGAUGAAUCCGCUAGUCCAAGAGGCCGCUGUUUGGUUCUACUCUCUUCAGCAUUCCACUGAUGACUAUUCCAGCUUUUCCAGAGCUUUGGAGAACUCCACGCGGGACCACUUCAUUGCAUGUCCAGCAGUCAGAAUGGCCGACCACUGGUCCAAUAACUCCGAAGGUCAUGUCUUCAUGUAUUACGUUCCUGAGACUUACUCACAGAGCAGUUCCGGUCUGGAUCUGCCUGAGGAUGUAAUUUACACUUUUGGAAUUCCAUUUCAUUCGCUUUAUAGAGAUCAGUUUUUCUGGUGAGGAGAGGAAACUUUCCCUACAGAUCAUGCAGUACCUGGCUAACUUUGUGAAGACGGGAAACCCCAACUUUCCCUACACUUAUUCCAAGAAAAGGAAUGUUGCGUUACCACCAUGGCCUGAAUAUCGGACACAGAGUGCCGGCAGAAAAUUCAAAGAGUUCACGAAGAGUCUGCCGAAUGGUCAGGAUCUGAAACACAACGAAUGUUCAUUCUGGAAUGAUUACAUCCACGCACUUAAACUGUCUACAAGUGUCAAGUCUUCUUCUCUGUCAACCACAAAAAGCCCUAAAAGUGUAUCACCAUCUGCAGUCACACAAGCCGGUGCAAAGCAAGACAAGGAGUCAUACAACUAG